AUGUCUCCGGCGCGCGGCCCGGGCAGGGGGCUGAGCGCCGCGGUGGCUGCGCGCGUGGGCUGGGGCGAGGGGCCGGCGGCGGGCUCCCCCGCCCGGGCUCCCCGGAGCCUCCGAGUGCCGCCGACGCCCGCGCCGGGAGCCCGGCUGCUGCGCCUCCCCGGCAGCGGGGUCCGGCGCGCCGCGAGCCCCGAGCCCGGCUCCUCCGGCUGGAGCGAGGCGCUGCGGGCCGCCGUGGCCGCGCUGCGCGCCGGCGCCGUGGUGGCCGUCCCCACCGACACGCUGUACGGCCUGGCCUGCGCGGCCGGCUGCUCGGCGGCGCUCGGCGCCCUGUACCGCCUCAAGGGCCGCAGCCGCGCCAAGCCGUUGGCCGUGUGCCUGGGCCGCGUGGCCGACAUCUACAGGUACUGCCGUGUGAACGUGCCCGAGGGGCUGCUCCAGGACCUCCUGCCUGGCCCGGUGACGCUGGUGAUGGAACGCUCCGAGGAGCUCCAUGAGGACCUGAACCCCUUAACGCGCCUGGUGGGCAUUCGCAUCCCCGCGCACGACUUCAUGCAGGACCUGGCCUGCGCCUUCGGGGGACCCAUCGCGCUCACCAGCGCCAACCUCAGCGCCCAGCCCAGUUCUCUGAACGUGGAGGAGUUCCAGGAUCUCUGGCCUCACUUGUCCCUUGUCAUUGAUGGGGGGCCAAUUGGAGAUGGCCAGAGCCCUGAGUGUCGCCUAGGCUCCACCGUGGUUGACUUAUCUAUUCCUGGAAAGUUUGGCAUUAUCCGUCCUGGUUGUGCUUUGGAAAGUACUACAGCCAUCCUGCAACAGAAGUACAGGCUGCUUCCUUCACAUGGAUCUUGAUUGUAAGGAGAAGGCAUGCUUAGUAUGGACACUAUCUUUCUGCUGAUGGUUUGAAGGGCCUCAUUUGCAGAGGCUAUUGGGCUACAAUGCCAGGCGUUUUAUGCGUUAACACUUCUUCACUGGAGACUAGACUCCCGAAGCUGCUGGUUUAGCCACAUACCUCCAGGGAUGUUUGUGUGGGUAGGGUAUUUAUUAUCUGUAAUUCCAUAUGGCCAAAAGCUAAAUAAGAAUUUCAGAACAUUCCAAAGAUAGCCUUGUAUUUGAUAAUUUCUCUUUGUUUUGGGACCACAUCUGCCAAUAUACACUCAGGAAUCUCUCUUGGCAGUACUUGGGAGACCCAUAUGGGAUUCAGGGGAUCAAAUCUGGGUCAGCUGCAUGCUAGGAAAGAGCUUUUGUUGCUGUACUCUCUGGCCCCUUGAUUAUUUCUUUUGCACUUUGAUGAAAGUGGGGAGGUAUUUGUCCACAGUUUAUCUACAGUUCUGGGGAAGGGGGAGGAAUCAAACAGGGUCAGUUGGAUAUAAGGCAAGUAUAUUUCCUAUUGAACAAGAGUUAAUUGUAUUUGGAUUCUAAUAAGAGCUGCUCUGAUAGGGUCCAAAUCAUCUAGAAUACCAGCUGAUAGUGUUUGAUUUCAGGUGAUCAAAAAAGUUUAUGCUCUUCAAGCUGGAAAUCAAUUGGGCUAAAUAUUUUGAUGCCACAAGUCAAAGUCAGAGGCCUCUUGGUGAGAUGUGUGAUCUUCCAGAUGGAGAGUCACCAUAUGGGUCUAAUAGCAGGAGGUCUGCUCAGUUGUCAGGGGUCAAGAAUAAGGUGUAGAAGGAAUUCUAGAAUAUUUGAAAGUUUUAACUACUGUUCUUUAAGAAGUAAAUUUUCUUAUUCAUAAAAGGAACAAUGCAUAUUAUAUUUUUAUUUAAAUCCAUUUAUUUAAACUCAGCUGCCUCAUCUUUAUUUCAUGUUAUAUCAAUUAUAAACAUAACUGUUGGUCCUUUUGACUUUGUUUCUCUUAAUAGAAAAUAGUGCUGCUAUUAAACAUUUUUUUUU
Molecule: messenger RNA, 1881 nt
Organism: Suncus etruscus (white-toothed pygmy shrew)
Lineage: Eukaryota; Metazoa; Chordata; Mammalia; Eulipotyphla; Soricidae
Gene: YRDC
Product: yrdC N6-threonylcarbamoyltransferase domain containing
Exons: 5
Coding region: 1-846 (281 amino acids)
Biological process (GO): regulation of translational fidelity
Cellular component (GO): cytoplasm
Molecular function (GO): double-stranded RNA binding; tRNA binding; nucleotidyltransferase activity
Source: RefSeq, a predicted model, not a curated record